UUUGUAUUCGAAACGCCGGAGAGGAAAACGGGACCUGACGCUCCGCCUGGCGCGAUUCCUCCUUCUCCUCCUCAGCCGAAGGCGCCGGUCGCUCCUGCCUUCGAGAGCGAGCUUCGGAAAGGAGGAUGAACGAGGCCGGCUCUUCCUCACCCCGCUGCUCCCGCGACCGGGCGGGAGGGGGCCGCGGCGGCGGCUCCUUUCUCCGCGGCGUUGGUGGCCAGACGGGCUGGUGCAGCGACUGCAGCCGACGCCGUUCAAAGGAACGAGAGCGACAGCAUCACGAGUUUCAGUUCCCAGGAGCCCGCCGCCGCCGCUGCCACGACAUGAGUCAGGCUUUCUUCCCCGGCGCGUGGCGGAAACCUCCUCCCCCUCGCCGCACCUGGGCUCGCCCCCGGCCCUUGCCUCCUCGGGGGAUGCCCCAGCGCCGGGAGCUGCGGGGUCUACGGAAGGCCGGUGGCUCCCAGCGAUAGGUGUUGUCUUUUGUGCAGUGCAGUUGCUGCCAUGCGGUCUCCUCGCCCUUCCACGGGCAGGGGCGAGGCUACCGGACAGAUGUUGCAGCUGUUUCCAGUUAACUGCCUUAGCUCCUCUGGGAUAGGCUCUUCUCUAACAAGGAGUGGUUGCAACGCAUCCUUAACUGGAGGACAGAGGCAGGCCGGCCCUGUAAACGACUGAUCUCAACAGGUGUCUCCAAGCAGCGACGCCUUUUUCGUUCAUUGUCCUGGCUAUAUCCCCCAUUGGUUUGACUCAAGAGGCAAGGUGCCCCGGACAUGUGAGCAACACAAAUGAUAAGCAUGCCUUUUAGGGCUAGAAAAGAAAAAGCCAUCCGAAAUUCCAGGUUUAAAACAGACAGCCACACAUGUUACAUUUCAUGGGUCCAACUAUAGUUCUACAGAAGCAAUGUUAGGUUUGAUUGGGGGCAAUUUACUGGCAGUUAGUUUAUUGGCAUUUCAUGUCAAAACCUAGUUCUAAGCAUUUCUUACCAAUAAUCGAGAAUGUCUCUCCCAAGAAUUUAAAAAUGAUCAAGCCGAAAAGCUGUAGUACGGGAGGAAUUUUCAUUUUGUUAAAUUUAGGUUGUUAGGGGAAUCAGCGCUUAUGGUUAGACCUCUGAUUCAGGAAAUCUCACGGAUUUACAUUCCUAUUUCAGAAGAUUGUUAAAGCAAAAACGAUUGUCAUUUGCAGUUUUGAUACACCUCUAGUUGUCAAUUCAACUUUUUACCUUUAGUUUUCGCUGAACUCUUCCCCCUGCUCCAAGGGGAAGCCUUCAAAAAGUGAAUUAUAUCACCUUUUGCAUGUUAUUGAAUAGAAGUGCACACUCAACAUCCCGUCUAUCCGGUAUGAAAGCUAUGAUACAUUGUUGCUUUAUCUGGGGUCUCCCACACUGAAAAGAAAAACUGGGGCUUAAUUUAUUUAUUCUUUUUACUUUAUAUUGCUAAUGUAAACCUCUGCUAGAAGUAAAUAGGCUCUCACAAAUAUUCGAAGUGAUACAGUAAUAAAAAGCAAAUAUGUUUGAGAAGA
This is a messenger RNA of Rhinopithecus roxellana (golden snub-nosed monkey), 1515 nucleotides long. RefSeq lists its product as uncharacterized. The coding region runs from base 126 to 470 and encodes 114 amino acids. The record is from RefSeq and is a predicted model, not a curated record. NCBI's taxonomy places the organism in Eukaryota, Metazoa, Chordata, Mammalia, Primates, Cercopithecidae. The transcript is spliced from 3 exons.